This is a messenger RNA of Pseudophryne corroboree (corroboree frog), 936 nucleotides long. RefSeq names its product olfactory receptor 11L1-like. Lineage: Eukaryota; Metazoa; Chordata; Amphibia; Anura; Myobatrachidae. The record is from RefSeq and is a predicted model, not a curated record. Gene Ontology annotation, cellular component: membrane. Gene Ontology annotation, biological process: G protein-coupled receptor signaling pathway. The coding region runs from base 1 to 936 and encodes 311 amino acids. Gene Ontology annotation, molecular function: olfactory receptor activity; G protein-coupled receptor activity. The transcript has a single exon.
AUGAAUCCAGGGAACCAGACAACAGUGACCAGGUUCAUUCUGCUAGGAUUUCAGAAUUUACAUAACUACAGACGUCUUCUUUUCGUUGCAUUCCUUCUCCUGUUUUUGGUGACUGUCUCUGGGAAUCUUCUGAUCAUUGUGCUAGCAUCUGUGAGUCAUAACCUUAGCUCCCCUAUGUAUUUUUUCCUGAGUCAUCUAUCCGCGUGUGAUCUUCUUAUGACCACUGUUAUUGUGCCUUUGAUGCUGAACAUAAUAUCAAAAAAUAAAGAUUCUAUAUCUUUCUUUGGAUGCUUCAUCCAAUUUUAUCUUUUUGGAGCCCUCGCAACAACUGAGUGUCUACUUCUCUCUGUAAUGUCUUACGACCGAUAUGUGGCCAUAUGCAACCCACUGCGCUACUCAUCUAUUAUGAAUUUUUGGAAGUGUGGACACCUUGUCUUCUGGUCUUGGUUUAUCUCAUUCUCAUUCAUGUUGAACACAGCAAUCCAGGUGUAUAGGUUGCAGUUCUGUGGUCCUAACAUCAUCGAUCAUUUCUUCUGUGACCUGGCUCCUCUCCUUCAACUUUCAUGCUCAGAUACCUCUUUUGUAGAAUUGGAAAACCUUGUGACUGGUCUUCCAGCUACUUUUCUGCCUUUAAUAUACAUUGUUGUAACAUAUAUCUGUAUCUUCAUGGCGAUACUAAAAAUCCCUUCAACUACUGGAAGACUGAAAGCCUUCUACACCUGUAGCUCACACUUGACAGUUGUGUCCUUAUAUUAUGGGUCACUCAUAGUUGCCUAUCUGUUUCUGUCUAAAGAAAGCUCUUUAAACAUCAACAAAAUCCUAUCUCUUUUGUACACAGUGGUGACACCAUUGGUGAAUCCCAUCAUUUACAGCUUCCGAAACAAAGAGAUCAAAAUUGCAUUUUCCAAAUUAGUUCACAUUGACAGAAUACCUUGA